This is a messenger RNA of Trichechus manatus latirostris (Florida manatee), 1478 nucleotides long. It is a transcript of the gene PARVB, whose product is annotated as parvin beta. Gene Ontology annotation, cellular component: cytoplasm; focal adhesion; actin cytoskeleton. The transcript has 13 exons. The record is from RefSeq and is a predicted model, not a curated record. Gene Ontology annotation, biological process: substrate adhesion-dependent cell spreading; establishment or maintenance of cell polarity; actin cytoskeleton organization. The coding region runs from base 268 to 1263 and encodes 331 amino acids. Lineage: Eukaryota; Metazoa; Chordata; Mammalia; Sirenia; Trichechidae. Gene Ontology annotation, molecular function: actin binding.
AUCUUUGAAGUGUUUGUCUGCUGGCAAAUGGACCAGUACUUUAAAACCCCAAACAUUCCUGGGAUUAGCUGAAGCCGCUAAGCUGGCAGCGUGAGCGCGGGAGGAAGCCCGGGUUCAAGAGGCGUCCUCCUUCCAGAAUUCGGACUGAUCCUGUGAAGACCAUAAUCAGAUCUGGACGAAAGGCUCCUCGGUGAAGAGGAUCCAGGCUUCAGAAACAGCAAGCCCAGUGGGGCGUCUCUCUAACCCUCUCCGUCCAGCAUCACAAUCAUGUGGCCACCAGUGAGUGACCUCCAGGAAGAAGGCAAAAAUGCCAUCAACUCAUCGCUGUCCCCUGCCUCGGUGGAUAUUCACCCUGAAGAUACCCUGCUAGAGGAGAACGAAGAGCGCACGAUGAUCGACCCCACCUCCAAGGAAGACCCCAAGUUCAAGGAACUAGUCAAGGUCCUCAUCGACUGGGUCAACGAUGUCCUGGUGGAGGAAAGGAUCAUCGUGAAGCAGCUGGAGGAGGACCUGUACGAUGGGCAGGUGCUGCAGAAGCUCUUGGAGAAACUGGGGGACUGCAAGCUGAACGUGGCCGAGGUGACCCAGUCGGAAAUCGGGCAGAAACAGAAGCUGCAGACAGUGCUGGAGGCUGUGCACGAGCUGCUGCGGCCCCACGGCUGGGUGCUCCGCUGGAAUGUCGACGCAAUUCACGGGAAGAAUCUCGUAGCCAUCCUCCAUCUCCUCAUCUCUCUGGCCAUGCACUUCCGGGCCCCGAUCCGGCUUCCGGAACAUGUCUCUGUGCAGGUCGUGGUCGUGCGGAAACGGGAAGGCCUCCUGCAUUCCAACCACAUCACAGAGGAGCUGACCACGACCUCAGAGAUGAUGAUGGGCAGGUUCGAACGGGAUGCCUUCGACACCCUUUUCGACCACGCCCCAGACAAGCUCAGCGUGGUGAAGAAGUCUCUUAUCACGUUUGCGAAUAAGCACCUGAACAAGCUGAAUUUGGAAGUGACGGAGCUCGAAAGCCAGUUUGCAGAUGGCGUGUACCUGGUUCUGCUCAUGGGCCUUCUGGAAAACUACUUUGUCCCUCUCCACAACUUCUACCUGACCCCAGACAGCUUUGACCAGAAGGUCCACAACGUGGCGUUCGCCUUUGAGCUGAUGCUGGACGGAGGACUCAAGAAACCCAAGGCUCGCCCUGAAGAUGUGGUGAACCUGGACCUCAAGUCCACCCUGAGGGUCCUGUACAACCUGUUCACCAAGUACAAGAACGUCGAGUGAUGGCAGAGACGUCGCAGGGACGGUUUCCGGAAAGAAGAGGGUGUCUGUGGCGGGUGCUUCCCAGGGAGGCGCCUGUGGCUUCCCACCCAGGCUGUGCGGUCCUUCCCCGCUGCCCUUCAUUCUGGUUGUUGUUCUUUACUGUCCCUAUCCCGUGGAGCUCCUCAGUGGGGGGGAGACUUUGAACACGCAGGAUUUUCAAAAGCAACGCCUCUGUG